CGGCCGCCGUUGCGUCGGAAAUUGCUAACCGUCGAGAUUCGAAAGUGAGGAAGGGUUAUUGUGAUCGGUAAUAGUUCUGCUUCUCACCGUUUUGAGUUUUAAGAGAUUCGUCACCAUGGCUGGUAAAGAUGCUAAAAGUAAUGCUGCCAAGGGAAAGAAGAAGGAAGUGAAAAAGGAGACAGGCCUAGGUCUUUCUUAUAAGAAAGAUGAAAAUUUUGGAGAAUGGUAUUCGGAGGUUGUUGUUAACGGGGAAAUGAUCGAGUACUAUGAUAUAUCUGGCUGUUACAUUCUGCGCCCUUGGGCAAUGUCUAUUUGGGAGAUCAUGCAAACAUUCUUUGAUGCUGAAAUCAAGAAAAUGAAAAUUAAGAACUGUUACUUCCCUUUGUUUGUAUCAUCCGGUGUCCUUCAAAAAGAAAAGGACCAUAUAGAGGGUUUUGCUCCUGAGGUUGCAUGGGUUACGAAGUCGGGAGAAUCUGAACUGGAGAUGCCCAUUGCAAUUCGGCCAACUAGUGAAACUGUCAUGUAUCCAUAUUUUUCCAAGUGGAUUAGGGGACAUCGAGACUUGCCACUUAGACUUAAUCAGUGGUGUAAUGUUGUUAGAUGGGAAUUCAGCAAUCCCACUCCAUUCAUCAGGAGUAGAGAGUUUCUUUGGCAGGAAGGACAUACUGCUUUUGCAACCAAGGAGGAGGCAGAUACCGAGGUGCUGGAUAUCCUAGAACUUUAUAGACGUAUAUAUGAAGAGUUCUUGGCGGUUCCUGUUAUCAAGGGCAAAAAAAGUGAGCAUGAGAAGUUUGCUGGUGGACUUUACACCACUACCGUUGAGGCUUUUGUCCCAAACACUGGGCGUGGUGUGCAAGGUGCAACUUCACAUUGCCUGGGCCAAAAUUUUGCAAAAAUGUUUGAGAUAAAUUUUGAGAACGAGAAAGGAGAAAAGGCUAUGGUCUGGCAGAAUUCCUGGGCUUAUACCACCAGAACGAUAGGGGUGAUGAUAAUGGUCCAUGGAGAUGACAAAGGCUUGGUGCUACCUCCCAAAGUAGCAUCUGUUCAAGUAAUUGUUAUCCCUGUUCCCUAUAAGGAUGCAGACACAAAAGGGAUCUUCGACGCAUGCGCAGCCACUGUGAAAUCCUUAAACGAAUCAGGCAUUCGUGCGGAGGCUGAUUUUAGAGAUAACUAUUCACCAGGAUGGAAGUAUUCACAUUGGGAAAUGAAAGGUGUUCCUCUUAGGAUAGAAAUUGGGCCGAAAGACUACGCAAAUAAUCAGGUCCGUGCAGUUAGGCGUGACAAUGCAACAAAACACGAUAUUCCCAUGGCUGAUGUGGUCGAACGAGUGAAAGACAUGCUUGAUAACAUCCAGCAAAGCCUCUUUGAUGCCGCCAAGGAAAAACGAGAUGUAUGUAUUGAGGUUGUACAUACAUGGGAAGAAUUUGCAGAAGCACUUGGACAGAAGAAGAUGAUUCUGGCCCCAUGGUGUGAUGAAGAGGAGGUGGAGAGGGAUGUGAAGACACGUACGAAGGGGGAAAUGGGUGCAGCCAAGUCAUUGUGUUCUCCAUUUCAACAGCCUGAACUCCCUGAAGGUACCUUGUGCUUCGCGUCGGGAAAACCAGCGAAGAAGUGGACAUACUGGGGAAGGAGUUAUUGAUCACCAAUAUUUAUAUACAGGUAUUCGAUAUCUUGAAAAAUGGUUGCUUUCUAGAAAAAAAGAAGAAGUUAUAUGACGAAGCUACUUAAGGCGCAAUUUGUUCUUUGUUGAAUUCAAUUGUUUUAAUAGUCGGUCUAGUUUUCGUUUUAUUCAAAAGUACACCACCAAUUGACAAUACCUGAGAAGUUUAAUUCGAAUUGUCGAGGCAUAGGAAUUGUCCACAUGCCGAGACUUUGCAUUGGAAUUUUACGCAUAGCCAUUCGGGGCAUAGUUGAGAAAUCGACAUCGUUUG
This is a messenger RNA of Erythranthe guttata (spotted monkey flower), 1931 nucleotides long. RefSeq names its product proline--tRNA ligase, cytoplasmic. The record is from RefSeq and is a predicted model, not a curated record. Gene Ontology annotation, cellular component: aminoacyl-tRNA synthetase multienzyme complex; cytoplasm. Gene Ontology annotation, biological process: prolyl-tRNA aminoacylation. NCBI's taxonomy places the organism in Eukaryota, Viridiplantae, Streptophyta, Magnoliopsida, Lamiales, Phrymaceae. Gene Ontology annotation, molecular function: proline-tRNA ligase activity; ATP binding.